AUGUAAUCGAUGUCUUCCUCGCCCUCCAGCGGUGCGUCCGCAGGGAGAGUCGAGAUGAGCGUAUCGCUCCAUGUCCUGAUCUUGUAAGCACCAUUACGUUCAUACCAAGUCCCGAUGUCACUCCAGAGUACGCUACAGAUCGCGUCGUUCCCGUAAUGGCUCCCAUCAGCUCGUGGUGUAACCGGAGAGACAGCUGUAGCUGCGGCGGCUUUGCUGAUGAAGGAGUGUGGGGGCGAGCCAAGCGGGCGAAGCUUCUCGUGGAGGAGACGCAUCAUGACUCCGCCAAGGCCGAGACCACGGUGAGGCGAGGGGGUGAAGACUCCCCCGAUGAGGUAGAUUGGAGAUGGGUUGACGGUCGGAUGGGAGCUAGUGGACGAGGAAGGGUAGGCGACGAGGCCUUCGAAACGAAACUGUAUGAGGCCGGACCAGCAUGGUCAGCAAACGUCAUCUGCACUUCAUCAGCUCAGCGCUUAGAGCUCACCGUCAACGAAGUGCAUCUGAAAUCCAAAGUGGUCCGGUCAUCCUGUGGCACGAGCACCCUGCGCGCCCCACGCCCUCCUCUCAGCAAGCUUUGCCCCAGUCAUCGUCUCCUCAGCAAUCCAGUAGUCUUCCUCAGCCCGGCCGCGCCUCCAAUGCUGGUGGUCUCGGUAGAUCGCUGCGCGUACCGCUAGGUGUUGCUCUCGAGUGGCCUCGACGAGGAUCAGGUCGGAGGAGCUCCUCGAUUGAGCUGCCGCACUGGUGCCAUCUUGAGCCGUGGGAAUGGUCAUGCUUGUAACUUCGAUUGAGGA
This is a messenger RNA of Jaminaea rosea, 788 nucleotides long. RefSeq lists its product as hypothetical. The coding region runs from base 156 to 671 and encodes 171 amino acids. The transcript is spliced from 2 exons. Lineage: Eukaryota; Fungi; Basidiomycota; Exobasidiomycetes; Microstromatales. The record is from RefSeq and is a predicted model, not a curated record.